AUGCACCAGUUUUUACAACUUAUUUUGCUAUUAUCGACAGCGUUGGCUUUAAUUGGUGAUGGGUUCUUAUCAUUGUCUGUAAACAAGAUUCAAAAUACCAAUGGGUUGGGAAACUUCCCUAAUAGAUUACCGAUUUUUGAAAAAAUUGAAGAUCAGUUGGAGAAUAUAACUAGUUCGAUUUUGGGACAGGAUGCUCUGAAAAGUAUUGCUCCUUUAUUCGGUAAUUCAGGGUUCAAGUUCAAGAAAUAUAAACACAAGCAUCACGAAGGCCUUAAGAACAUCCUUGGGUUGGGUAAAAGUAGCAAAACAAACUCUACAAGCACAGUCAGUGAGGAAGAUGAGAAUGACGGGAAUGACGAGAAUGAUGAGAAUGAGAGUGGAGCAUUUUCAGUUGAUUUAAACAAUGCUCAAACAAUGUACAUCGCCAGCAUUUCAAUUGGAUCACCAGCACAAGAAGUCCAAGUCAUGAUCGAUACUGGAUCUUCUGAUCUCUGGGUGAUUAGCUCUCAAAACCCCAGUUGUAUCGAAAAUGGUGGUUCAUUAAAUUGUUCAGAAUAUGGAACUUUCAAUCCAAUUAAAUCAUCAAGUUGGCACAAGAAUGAUAGUAUUGAAUUCAAUAUCUCAUAUCUUGAUGGAUCUAGUGCUACUGGUGAUUUUGGUCAAGAUAGUAUUGAAUUUUUCAAGGAUUUUGUGUUGAAGGGAGCAAAUUUCGCCGUUGUUGAAAAUACAACUUCUGAAAUUGGUGUUUUUGGAGUUGGAUACCCUGGGUUGGAAAGUGCUUCUACUAAAUAUAGUAAUAUACCUCAUGCUUUAAAAGAGCAGAACUUGAUUGCUAAAGCUGCCUAUUCAUUAUAUUUGGAUUCAAGUAGUUCUAGUGAAGGAAGUAUAUUAUUUGGUGGAAUUGAUCACGCUAAAUAUACUGGUGACUUGACAACUAUUGAUAUCGUUCCAAAAGAUGGUGAAUAUCUUUAUUCACAAAUUCCAUUGUCUCAUAUUGCUGCUUCAAUAAACAAUUAUACAAAUGCAUCUCCAGGAUCUGAUUCCAACGGUACUCAUCCUGGAAAAGUUGGGUCGGUUAACAUCUAUAACGGAACUGAUUCAUUCAAUGGUGGAAUAGAUUUGAAAAACACCCUGGUUUUACUUGAUUCUGGAACUACUUACUCAUUCCUUCCACAAGACCAAAUUGAAAGUAUUAUUGGAUUAUUUGGUAAUGUAUCUUACGAUGGUAAUCUUGGCGCUUACAAAAUCCCUUGCUGGUUGGGCAACAAAGGUAACUAUUUCCAAUUCAACUUCAACGGAGAAAAAGAUAUCAAUGUCGAUAGUUCUGAAUUUGUAUUGGAAGUUGGUAAAGAUUCAUCAGGUGUUGCACAGUGCAUUUUUACAUUGUUACCAGGACAACCAAUCUUUGGUGACAAUUUCUUGAGAUCGGUUUACACUGUGUUUAACUUGGAUGAUAACACAAUCUCAAUUGCCCAAGCUUCUUACAACAACGAUCAUCAAGUGGUUCCAAUAGAGUAA
Molecule: messenger RNA, 1518 nt
Organism: Lodderomyces orthopsilosis Co 90-125
Lineage: Eukaryota; Fungi; Ascomycota; Pichiomycetes; Serinales; Debaryomycetaceae
Gene: SAP7
Product: Sap7p
Exons: 1
Coding region: 1-1518 (505 amino acids)
Biological process (GO): proteolysis
Molecular function (GO): aspartic-type endopeptidase activity
Source: RefSeq, a predicted model, not a curated record